Somion occarium is the source of this 2526-nucleotide messenger RNA. Lineage: Eukaryota; Fungi; Basidiomycota; Agaricomycetes; Polyporales; Cerrenaceae. The record is from the annotation of a GenBank genome assembly.
ACGAGGCGGUCGGCGCCCAUCAAUGCAUCACCACUGAUCAAAAGUUAACUUUAUUACUCCAUUACUAUAUAGAGUCUGCACAGGACCGCGAGGACCACAGCUUCCCAAGUAUUAAGCAAAAUCCACCACUACGACACCGGUACGAAUACAAAAGAAUCUCGUUACUGGCUAGUGGGGGAAAAGGUGCGAAUAGACCCGAUCAUGCAACUAGGCGAUCUACGACGCGAAACAGAAGAACAGAUUUCUCGCCAUAGAGAAACGGUUUCGCAUGAGUUACAUAUCAUAGCUACAAAAAGUCGCUUCCUCAAUGACCUUGUCCCCGUGACAAAGCUCUUCCCAGAGAUUCUCGCAGAUAUCUUCAUCUAUUUCGCUGCUGAUCCGUUCUCUUAUGGUGAAUAUGGCUGUUCUACAGGACCCUACAGCUGGAUAGUCGUUACACAUGUCUGCCACCGGUGGCGUGAAGUCGCUUUGGGCACGCCGAAGCUAUGGAGUUUUCUUCAUCUAGGUACUCCCGAACGUGUCGAAGAGUUCCUUGCACGCUCCAGUCAUGCGCUACUGCAUGUGAGGCCUUGGAGCUCCCAUAGCAAUGAGAGUCAGGUAUGGGGUUGGGGCUACAGCAAUUCCCGCCCCAUGCAACCUUCUGCCAGUGCGGCCUCCUUGAAAUUGAUCCUAGCGCAGUCUCCCCGUAUACAGACCAUCUCCUUGGCGUUACCCAAUAAUGUUCUCGAGCGUGCGUUCUCCAUCUUCAACGCAAAUGCUGGAGGAUUCUAUGCUCCUGCUUUACGAACACUCAAGUUCAUAAGCACGCACCCCUCAUCCUUCCCAAAUAUCCUGAACAAGUGCAGACUUCCAAAAUUGAUGCACAUCGAACUCCGAGGAUACGGCAUACCAUGGCAUUUGUCCUUCUUCCGUACCAAUCUACGCAGUCUUGUCCUUCACAAUAUAAUGACGUCCCCACCCAACAACUCGGACACUGUAGGAAAUCUUCUCACCGCCCUUUCGCACAUGCAGGCACUUGAGUUGCUGGAGGUGGUCUGCGAGUAUUGCAAUGGGGCGUGCGAGAGCAUCAGAGCUCAUGGAAGUUUUCAUUCUGUGGAUCUUCCUUGUUUACAGACGUUACGAGUACGCCUGGACGCCGCAUCUAUUGAUGUCAUCCUGUCUCAUUGCACUUUUCCCUCGACCACGACAAUUGCAUUCAAGACCGACGUGAGGCACGCUCAUGGCUGGGGGCCAUUCGGCACGAUUCAGGAGGAUGUAUCCGAUGAGGACAAAUGCAAUGUCCUACGCUCUAUUAUAAGGAAGUCAGUGGAUAUUCCGGGGCAGAUCACCUCGUUUACAGGCCUGUCCAUACACUUCGAUUCGCUGCAACCUGAACCUAACCCACAUUAUCCAAAUUCACCUGGUGUGCAACCGAACGAGAUGACCCUGACAACAUACACCUUUGACCCUUCAUUGGGCCAACUACAAGUUGAUGAAAUUUUACCACCUGCGAAUUUCACCAUUCGCUUCUCAUUUCGUCGGGGAGGGCAGGCUCCAACGAUGCUGCAGAAGCUCCUAUUGGACCUGCCACUCUCAAACGUGGUUUACCUUAAUGUAGGCUCCUCAACAAUCUGUAGGGUAUCUCCAAUCGCCAAGGAGAUGGCGUCAUUCCUCGCAGAGCUUAUUGGUCGAUGCUCUCCUUCCGGUCUUGACAUUUUGCGAAUGUCGGGGCCGAGUAUUGACGUAUUGCGUUUCCUCAUGUCGCAACCCACGCAGGAUGGGUUAGAUGAGAGGAGCUUUGAACCGGGGCCGACGCUGGGUGACAAAGGCUUGUUUGGAUGCUUGCGGUCUCUCAUGCUUAGUGACAUGAGAGCAGGCCCGGAUUGGAACGCAUACGAUGGUGUACAAACUCACAACUUAUUUGAUUCGAUCCGAACAGAAGCACAGCGAUACAAGUGGAGUUGCGGUCGCUUCUCUUCUCUGAUUCUGCAACGUUGCGAGGACCAGCGAGAAUGGGCGUUAGAUCUCGUUGAUGCGUUCUCUGAAUUGUUUUGUCAAGAAGGUCGUUUCACUCAAGAUCUUCCGCAGUUGCCUUACAUCCAUAUGAUCCAAAGUCCGCCAUCGCCUCCUUUGACUCCCUAUCCCGAGCCCGCUCCGUGGCUACCAGACGACUACCCGGAUAGUGACUUGGACCGGUACGGUUGGAGUCCGAUGACUCCAUUUGUGCCGCCAGCCACGGGUGAUUGGGUAGAUCAUCUACUGUAUGGCCGUGUUACCUUCGACUAUCGAGGUAACGGUGGAGUAACAACUGAGCAGAACGUCACAGCAACGGUUGAAGUUGGUCAAUUUCUCUGAUUAAGUAGUAGGUUCCGACGAAAGCACCAACCGAAUGUAAUAUUCCCAAGUAUUUCAAGCCGAUACCUUCCUGUUUAUACACGUAUGUUGAAUUAUGGGUAUAUUGAAUCGCUGUACUAGAUGCCGCGAACCCUUUCAGCAUUUCUUUUUUGUUCAAGUCACUGUGGCUCCCAUCGGAAAACCCUAAGCUGC